Molecule: messenger RNA, 756 nt
Organism: Trichechus manatus latirostris (Florida manatee)
Lineage: Eukaryota; Metazoa; Chordata; Mammalia; Sirenia; Trichechidae
Gene: YJEFN3
Product: YjeF N-terminal domain containing 3
Cellular component (GO): mitochondrion
Molecular function (GO): NAD(P)HX epimerase activity
Source: RefSeq, a predicted model, not a curated record
AUGAGCGCGGCAGGCCCAGACCUGGCGGAGGCGCCCGAGGAGCGGCGUUUCCUCAGCAUAGCGGAGGCGGCCGCCCUGGAGCGGGAGUUGCUCGAGGAUUAUCGCUUUGGGCGUCAGCAGCUGGCGGAGUUGUGUGACCAUGCCAGUGCCGUGGCUGUGACCAAGGUGUUCCCCUUGGCAGCUCUCUCCCGGAAGCAGAGGACAGUGCUGGUUGUGUGUGGCCCAGAGCAGAAUGGGGCGGUGGGGCUGGUCUGUGCCCGGCACCUGCAGGUGUUUGAGUAUGAGCCGACCAUCUUCUACCCCAUGCGCUCGCUGGACACUGCACUGCACCGGGACCUGACCACUCAGUGUGAGAAGAUGGACAUCCCCUUCCUGUCGUACCUGCCCAUGGAGGUUCAGCUCAUCAAUGACGUGUACGGGCUGGCGGUAGAUGCCGUGCUGGGCCCUGGCACAGAGCUGGGUGAGGUCGGGGGCCCCUGCACGCGAGUGCUGGCCACGCUCAAGCUGCUAUCCAUUCCCCUUGUGAGCUUGGACAUACCUUCAGGCUGGGACGCGGAGACUGGCAGCGACGCCGAGGACGAGGACGGGCUGCGGCCGGACGUGCUCGUGUCGGUCGCGGCGUCCAAGCGCUGCGCCGGCCGCUUCUCUGGGCGCCACCACUUCGUGGCCGGCAGGUUCGUGCCAGACGACGUGCGCCGCAAGUUGGCUUUGCGCCUGCCGGGAUACACCCGCACCGACUGCGUCGUGGCGCUGUGA